AGUGAACUCUGAUCCCAGGUAUAUUUGCAGCACUGACUGGGCUCUCCGAGGAUCAGAGAGAAGCUAAAGCGUUCUGUUGGAGAACGUAACCAAGAACAACACCACAACCUGCUGUGUUGGUUCCACGGUAAAGAGUCUAACCUAAGGAGCUUCUCGUCGUCACUGAGUUAAGGGAGAUGAAGCUGGAGGUGCAGAUCGAGCUGCUGAAGUUCUGCUGUGCAGUUUUUAACAUCCUCUUCCUGGUUCUGGGUCUGAUUAUAGCCGGAUGUGGAGUCUGGAUCCUGUUUGACAGUGGAAGCUUCCUGAAAAUCCUCACUUCUGAGGGAUCAGAGGACUUGCGUGUGGUGGCGGCGGGCCUGCUGGUGAUUGGUGGAGUGGUGGUGACAGUCAGUGUCAUUGGAUGUGUUGGAGUUAACAAACAGAACAGAUUCCUGCUGCUGGUGUACAUCGGCUUCCUCAUCGUCGUGGUCCUGGGUCAGAUGUACAUCACAGUGCUGCUGCUCCUUAACAGAGAUAAGAUUGAACGGAGUCUGACUGCAGCCGUGGAUCGGGUCAUCUUUGAGUAUGGAAACAGCAGCCGUGUCGACACACUGCUGGACAACGUGCAGCACUAUGGGAACUGCUGUGGGAUGAGUAAUUCCAGUGAUUGGCUAAAGAACUCCUACAUCCAGAGUCUGAACCUGUCGAGUCCAGACGUGCUUCCAUGUUCCUGUUUCAGCUCAUUUCCCGCCAGCUUAAGCUCACCCUGGUGCUCCGAGCUCCUCAACUUCCCCGAGCCGCUGUUUGGACGAGGAAAUGGCACUUUCAGUAAGGGUUGCAGAGACAAGCUCACUGAUUGGCUGCAGGAGAACGCAGUGACCAUCAUUGUUAUAGACCUCAGCCUCAUCUUGAUUCAGAUUCUUCAGUUCACUGUCGUUGUGUUCCUGUAUCGCGCAUUUGGUAAAAAAGCGGCUCUGAAAAGAUCCAGUUUGCUGGUUGACCACACCCCUAACGAUGACCUGGACUAUGGAGAGGAGAACUAUGCCUGCGCAGAGCCUGAUGGUGGUUACGUAGACAUCAACAACACAAACUUUGUAGGUCCCAACCACCCAGCCUACACUCCUGAUGACUCCUACCAGACAUACAGUGAACCGGCUUAUCGCUACUAGUCGGCUUUACCAAAAACCUAAACCUUUGGCUGGAAAAGGAAACUUCUGCUUCUGAACUGUUCUAGAUUGUAAAGGCCUUUUGUGACCACCAAAACAACUUAAAGUGACCAUAAGGAAACCAGAAUCCUCCUUUUUCCCCUGACUCUUUCACAAUCAGCAUCAUUUAAAGAAUGAAUGAAACCAUUUUAAGGAUAUUUAAAGCUGUGAUGACAAGUAGAACUGCAUAUUACACCUCUAUUGUUCCUGCAAUAAUCAUUACAACAAUAAUGUACAACACAUCUAUUACUAUUUCUUUCUCGUUUUGCUGUCUGACAACAGAAAUACAAAAAUCUGUAAAUGAGAACAGCCGAACUGUGAAUUCAGAGUAUUAAAGUGCAGUAUAUGUGAGCACAGAGAGCAGGAGAGAAGCUUACAAAUGUAAACAGCAGCUGAGUUUAGGUUGAACUGAAGCCCAACAGAUGACAUGAAAACACAGUCACCCACCUAGUGCUUGUUUAUUGGUUUAAAUUAAAGUUUCCACCAACUCUGAA
This is a messenger RNA of Acanthochromis polyacanthus (spiny chromis), 1678 nucleotides long. RefSeq names its product tetraspanin-19. Gene Ontology annotation, cellular component: membrane. NCBI's taxonomy places the organism in Eukaryota, Metazoa, Chordata, Actinopteri, Pomacentridae. The coding region runs from base 177 to 1148 and encodes 323 amino acids. The transcript has 8 exons. The record is from RefSeq and is a predicted model, not a curated record.